Messenger RNA from Nicotiana tabacum (common tobacco), 876 nucleotides. The record is from RefSeq and is a predicted model, not a curated record. Lineage: Eukaryota; Viridiplantae; Streptophyta; Magnoliopsida; Solanales; Solanaceae.
AUGGCUCCAACGAAAAACAAGAAGCAGAGCAAUAAUGCUGCUGAAUCUAGUUAUAAAAGUGUAGUUACUGAAAAGAAAACUCCCAAGGCACUGAAGGCUAAACGUAAACUUGUGAAAAAGUUCUCUCACUUAAACUCUGAGCAGAGCAAUAAUGCUGUUGAAUCUAGUUCUAAAAGUGUAGUUGCUGAAGAGAAAACUCCCAAGGCACUGAAUGCUGAACGUAAACUUGUGAAAAAGUUCUCUCACUUAAACUCUGAGCAGAGCAAUAAUGCUGCUGAAUCUAGUUCUAAAAGUGUAGUUGCUGAAGAGAAAACACCCAAGGCACUGAAGGCUAAACGUAAACUUGUGAAAAAGUUCUCUCACUUAGACUCUGCACAAACUGAAGAAGCUGAGAUCAGUCCGCAAGUGCAAGCCAGAAAGAAAGACAAGAAGGCAAAAUAUGGCAAUGAAGGAAAUCAUGCCGGUGGAAAAGAUGUGAAGGCUAAACGUAAACUUGUAAAAAAGUUCUCCCACUUAAACUCUGCACAAACCAAAGAAGCUGAGAUCAGGCCACAAGUGCAAGCCAGAAACAAAGAUCAGAAGGCAAAAGAUGGCAACGAAGGAAAUCAUGUUGGUGGAAAAGAUGCUAAUGGGUCUCAGAAUAAGAAUCCGGGGAACAAAGAAAUGGAAAAUAUAAGUGGAAGAUGUGGAGAGGUGAAUAAGGAUGAAAAAAUUAAGAGCAGCCUUGGUUUAAAUGGAGGAAGCGAAGAGGUGAACAAUAAGGAUGCAAAAACAUUAAAUAGUCUUGGUGGAAUGAUUUUCAUGUGCAAUGCAAAAACCAAAGCAGAUUGUUUCAGAUAUCGUGUGAUGGGUGUUCAAGCAAGCAAGACGUUGUGA